UGAAUUUACGGUGCAGCCGUCAGUACUCCAAGAAAUCGUGAUAGCUUUGGGGUAUUUUGUAGUCUCAGUUCACUGUUAGGCACGUAUAUAGGCAGCAUAAUGUUUGUUCUAGGAAAAGAAGAGUUGAAGUUGGCAGAAAAUAUGCUAAAAGGAUUAUUUCCCGAAUCAGUUAAGGUGUAUGGCUGCCUCUUUAAUAUCAACAGAGGCAAACCACAUAAUCUGGAAGUCAUUGCUGAUUCCUGGCCAGACUUCAGAGUUAUCAUAUGUAAGCAAAAACAGUCAACACAGGAUUCUCUGGAUCGGGAAGGGGAUUUUAACAUAUACAGUAUCUACUCAAAGGACAAGGAGAGCUUGCACAAACUGCUUGGUGCCUCUGGUAUUGUCAGUUGGAACCGAUUUACUUUAUUAGCAGGUGUUGAUAUCAACCACUUGGAUGCAGUGAAGGAACUUGCUGUCCAAAACAACACACCCACAGAGACAGUGGCAUCCAUGUUUGUGUUGAUGCUGGAGGAUGCCAGCCAUCUCAAGGACCCUGAAUGCGACUUCACAAGUAGAAUAACCCCUCUUACCCCUUCCCAUGCGGAGCUAGUCAACAGCAACUGGAAGUAUGGAGGAGAUGCAUGCAGCUACAGAUCUGUGCUAAACUACAUCUCCAACUACCCAAGCUUGUGUGUGAUGGACGAAAGUGGCAGGCCAGUCUCCUGGCUGUUGCUUUAUCCACACUGUGCCUUGGGCCUUCUCUACACCAUGCCUCAGCACAGACGCAAGGGCUAUGCCAAGCAGCUGAUUACCAUCAUGGCCAGGCAUCUUCUGGAGCAGGGCCACCCUGUGUACUGCUUUGUGGAAGAGGGCAACGACAUGUCCUACAGGUUGUUCACAUCCCUGGGCUUCAGGCAUAAACCAGAUUACCGUGCAGUCUGGUUUCAGCUCAAUCUCUGAUAAAUUUCUCAGUUUCUGGACAAAAUUUAUACCCAGGGCAGGUGUCUCCAGUCUUGUUCCAAGCAUGCCUUUUUGUUUUGGAAUUGUUGCCAUGCACACUGAGAGACUGUGAAGAGAAGGUGCCAGAGAAGUUUUCUCAAUGCAGGGAGGCAACGUGAUACUAUUAGAGUGUGACAGUGUAACAUUGCAGUAUUGUAGCAACAUUACACUGGCACAUUAAAAUUGACAUUGUCUUAAUGUCUUGUUAACUUGCAGCAGUCUUUUACUCUUACUAGUCCUGUUUAAGAGUAACUGGCUGUAAUACAGAACAAUUAAAAAAAUUAAGAGUUACACACAAAUACACUCCUUUCAUGAUUUUUCCCUUGCACAUCAAGGCUUGGUACAAAGCUAAGCAGGCCUGCAUGGCUAGCUACUGUGUCAAGUGCCUGACAGUCAUCUGAUUGCAUGCUGUGUAAAUGAGGCAUUGGACUGGCUAGCACUGUUAGAACUGGA
This is a messenger RNA of Megalops cyprinoides (Indo-Pacific tarpon), 1431 nucleotides long. Its product is annotated as glycine N-acyltransferase-like protein 3. Bases 100 to 939 code for a protein of 279 amino acids. The record is from RefSeq and is a predicted model, not a curated record. Gene Ontology annotation, cellular component: mitochondrion. Gene Ontology annotation, molecular function: glycine N-acyltransferase activity. NCBI's taxonomy places the organism in Eukaryota, Metazoa, Chordata, Actinopteri, Elopiformes, Megalopidae. The transcript has 5 exons.